AUGAGGGAAAAGAUGUAUCUUCUGGCUGUUGGGUAUUAUAGAAGUGGGGACUAUUCAAGGAGCAGACAGCUUGUUGAACGUUGUUUGGAGAUUGCGCCUGACUGGAGGCAGGCAUUGACCCUUAAGAAAACGAUUGAAGAUCGAAUUAAAAAAGAUGGAGUGAUUGGCAUAGGCAUUGCUGCUACUGCCGUUGGAGUUUUGGCUGGUGGAAUUGCAGCAGCACUGUCUCGUAAGAAAUAA
This is a messenger RNA of Ilex paraguariensis (yerba mate), 240 nucleotides long. The record is from the annotation of a GenBank genome assembly. Lineage: Eukaryota; Viridiplantae; Streptophyta; Magnoliopsida; Aquifoliales; Aquifoliaceae.